Messenger RNA from Daldinia caldariorum, 1337 nucleotides. RefSeq lists its product as uncharacterized. Bases 354 to 1298 code for a protein of 314 amino acids. The transcript has 2 exons. The record is from RefSeq and is a predicted model, not a curated record. Lineage: Eukaryota; Fungi; Ascomycota; Sordariomycetes; Xylariales; Hypoxylaceae.
AUCCCGCCUCUUUUUCCCAGUUCUCUCCUUUCCCUCGGAUUACUACUCUCGUCCUAAACAAAACAUAGUCAGCCGCCUUUCCCUUCUUGUGGGCAGGUCCCUUUUUUCCCUUUUCUUCCUACUUCUUUGGAUCUCCAAUCUGAUCGGCGCCACUUUGGUCUCCGCUCCUAGCCAAAGUCGAAGAAACGUACGAAUUAUAAUUACGGACAGGUUCCACACCAUCUUCCCCAGACAGUCUUUACAGAAUAUACCAUCUUCCUUCGACCGCCGGCCGGCUUAUUUUUUUAAACUGUUCGACAGAGAGUUACUUUAGGUUAAUAUACAUAAUCGAAAGCGAAGGUCAACUUGCUAGGAUGGUUUGGUCGGGUGCUGCUGUAGCUUUGCUACUUGCCUCGUCGGCGUUAGCUAGCGUGGAACCUGCGAUGGGAGGUAUGCUAAGUCCGCGCGCGGACGUAUUGGACGCAAGAUUCGACGAUGCGGAUAUCAGUUCCAAUGGCGAUUCGGUGGAAAAGCGACAGUCGACAACGACGAAUGAUUCGCAAUUGAAUAUGACUCAGUGGAACACCGACACUACAGCAGCUUGCGUAACGGCGCUGUCUCAGCUCGCUGCUGCUUCGAACCCUUCAGGAACGGCUGUUUGUUACAAUCUGUACAGCCUCGACACGAACGCUGGUAAAUUCAUGGCCGAUUUGCGCCUCUUCCAAAUAUCGACACCUUUCGGAGAUUUCGAAGGUAUUCCUCCAGAGGAUAUCUCCGUCGGACUUCAAUACAACGGAGCUUCCGUCUCGCCGGUUGGUCAGGGCGUGCAACCAGCAAAGACCUCCAAACGAGAAAAUUCGUCGCCUACCCUCCUCCAGUCGUACAUGUUCGUUGGUCAAAUAGAUCAGGCCAAAAUGGCUCAACCUAUGACGAUGGGUCUUCUGGAGGCGUUGGUAAUGCCGACUGUGACUCUAACGGGAAAGAACUUGGUGGGCCAGCAAGUCAGCACAAAUGUUUCUUCCAACGAGGCGGCCUUCGUUAAUGGAAUUUUCUCGACCGAGGUUGUCAUGUCGGAUUUCACCCUCGCCCAGUUAGCGGUCGAUAACAUCACUGCUCAACUGCACGAGGGCACAGUCGCAUUCGUAUUACCUGGUGUCAAUAUCCUCAUUUUCCCCGUCGGUCUCAUUAUCACUAGCAUCUGGCUGGUAAUCGGAGUUGGAUUUUACGCUUUCGGUACGUACGAGCGAUACAACUACCGAGAUGCGUAUAGGACAAGGAAGGCAAGAGCUGAAGGCAAGCCUGUGAAUGCGAGAAUAUAAAUCGGCCGCGACGUUAAGUUAUAAGGUGACCUGUACUGG